Messenger RNA from Sitophilus oryzae (rice weevil), 634 nucleotides. It is a transcript of the gene Sf3b6, whose product is annotated as splicing factor 3B subunit 6. Gene Ontology annotation, cellular component: catalytic step 2 spliceosome; precatalytic spliceosome; U2 snRNP. The coding region runs from base 190 to 555 and encodes 121 amino acids. The record is from RefSeq and is a predicted model, not a curated record. Gene Ontology annotation, biological process: mRNA splicing, via spliceosome. Gene Ontology annotation, molecular function: RNA binding. The transcript is spliced from 2 exons. Lineage: Eukaryota; Metazoa; Arthropoda; Insecta; Coleoptera; Curculionidae.
GACACGUGACUGACAGUCUGACACUACUGACAGGAAACUGCAGGGAACAACAUUGAAAACACUUGGAAGAUCGAAAAACGUUUGUUUUAACUGAUUUUCACUUAUUUAAGCUAGAAUAGUUCCAGAUAGUUCAGGGAUAGUUGGUUAUAUUGAAGUAUCUCUUUAUUGUAGACUUUAAAACAUUUGAAGAUGGCUUUGGUUAUGCAAAGAAAAGCAAAUGUCCGUUUGCCACCAGAAAUAAACAGAAUUUUAUAUAUUCGAAAUUUGCCUUAUAAAAUAACUGGCGAAGAAAUGUACGAUAUUUUUGGAAAAUAUGGAGCUAUUCGACAGAUAAGACUAGGGAAUACUCCGGAAACAAGAGGCACAGCUUUUGUUGUUUACGAGGAUAUUUUUGACGCAAAGAAUGCCUGCGAUCAUCUAUCAGGAUUUAAUGUAUGUAACAGAUAUUUGGUGGUAUUGUAUUAUCAAGCCAAUAAAGCAUUUAAAAAGACAGAUAUUGACAAGAAACAAGAGGAAAUUGAUAAAAUGAAAUCUAAAUAUGGAAUUAAUACAUAAAAUUCUGAAUAAUUUUUAAGAAGUAUAUUUAUAUAUAAGGCCAUAAGAUAUUUGAUAAAUAAACAAAAAGCUGUAUUAA